AUGAAUCCAGCAAAUGAGAUAAUGUCUAUGCUUCAAAAUGAAAUCGGACAAUGGGAACAUGCAAUCAAUUCCUAUACUGGUCAAGAUCCUUUAGAUCUAUGGUUUUCUUAUGUUUGCUGGCUGGAAUCGAAUUUGUCGUCGUAUCAAGUGCUGGAAUCAAAGUUUCGAAAGUCCGUUGAGCAUUGUCUGUCUAUGUACGAUAAGUAUGAAAACUACAAGCAGGAUCUUCGAAUGGUCAAAUUGUGGAUCAAAUAUAUCGACUUCCAGCCGAAUCCAUUGAAUCUUUAUAAGAUAUUGUAUCAGCAAGGAGUCGGAACUAAAGUUGCAGCUUUUUAUAUUGGUUGGGCUCAUUACUACAACUCAGCUAAUCAUUUUAAGCAAGCAGAAUCAAUUUACAAUUUGGGAAUACAAUUAAAGGCUGAACCUUUAUAUGAACUGGAGACUGCUCAGAAGAAUUUUCGCUUUUCUGUGGCUCAACGUAUGCUGUAUAAUGAUGAAUCCUCAAAAAAACGGACAAUUUCGUCGUUAGAGGAACAACGGCAACAAAUUACGUCAUUAUCGCCACAUCAAAAUCAAAUAUCAGCCAAACGAAUGAGAACUGAUUCAUACUCACAAGAGCAAUACAGUGGACAACAAGCUACAAGCUCGAAUGCUAUGCCAAAUACAACUAAUGUUAAUGUCCAGCAAUAUCCAGACUAUAAUAACUACUCAAAUGAUCCAGCUUAUGCAAUUAGUUCAUCCUUAAAUUAUGUCUAUGAUAAUUCUAACGUAUAUCCACCAACUUCAGAAGAACAGGCACAGCAGCAAGCUCAGCAACCGACAAAUUUUACAUUCGAGUGCGGUUUUCAAAUUCCACAAAACUUUAUUAAUUUCUCUCGAAACUCGCAUGAACAGUGGAAUGCUCCAUUAUGUCUCGAAGAGCCAUACGAUCAGAAUAGACGAUGUUUCUAUCCAAAACAUUUAGUUUAUCCUGGCGAUGGACGUGAAUAUAGUCUCGAAGAAUUAAAAGGUCAUAAAUGGCGUUUAAGAAUGGAAGAAAAAAGGAGACAGGAAGAAUUAAGAAUACAGCAUGAAAAUGAUGAGAAAAUUCGUCAGGAACAGGAAAGGGCUCGUCUCGAACAAGAAAGAAUCAGGCAAGAAAGAAUAAAACAGGAACAGGAAAAAGCAAGACAAGAACAAGAACGAAUUAGACUCGAACAAGAAAGAGUAAGACAGGAACAAGAUAGAUUAAGGCAAGAAGCUGAAGCGAGGAGACUUCGUGAGGAACAAAUUAGAAAGGAACAGGAAGCACAGCAGCAUAUGAAGGCAGAACAAGAGGCUCAGAGACAAAGAGAAGCAUAUCAAAUGCAGCAACAACAAAGAUGGAAUUAUCAUCAUAGUCCAGCUAAUUAUGCUAAUGCUUAUUAUCACCAAAAUUAUCAAAAUAGUCCACAAUAUUCCUAUGCUCAUGAUCAUCAAUAUCAAACACAUUAUGCUGCAUACCAACAAAGUCCACAAAGCUACUCAAAUUCUCCAAAUUAUCAUCAACAGACCGUCAUGCAUCAGCAAUAUUAUAUGAAUUAUCAAGCACAGCAUACAAUGAAUUAUCAAAUGCAGCCCCCGCCACAACAUCAUCUUGCACAGCCACAAAUACAGCAUCCUUAUAGCCAGCCAACACCGCCACAAAACCAAAAUACUCCUUUAACUAAUAUUCAGCAACAACCAACUCAAAAUGUGUCUCAAAAACCAAAUUUCCAAGAUUCUGAUUAUCAAGAUGUUGAAUAUUUAAUAGAUCAUCAAGCUGAGAUUGAUCCAAAUAUGCUACAACAGCCAAUUGUUGAGAAUGAAUCGCAUGAAAAUAGCUCACAAGAUGAAUAUGAAGGCAGUGAAAGUGAAGAAAUUGAAGAGGAAGCGGAACAAAUUCCAACAAUUGUCACGUCUUACAUGCUAGAUGAUUUAGAGGAACAGAUUGAAGCCAGUACAAUAAGUUUCUCAUCGAAUGGCAAGUCACGUGACAAAAAGAUAACAAUCAAGUUCCGUAAAGAAAAGACAACGACAAUCAUAAAUUCAGAAUCAAAUUCAAAUUCGUCGAUAACAAAUGCCAAGAUAAAGGAAGUUCCUUUAGAGCCAUCAUCGACAUCGUCGUCAAUCAGCAGUGCUAAAAAGAAGCAAGUCAAGAAAGAAAUUGUGAGAUCAUAUGAUGGUGAAAAUACACAAUUCAUGCCUAGUGCAACUAAUAGCUGCUCAUCUACACAAAAUGGAGAUAAUCAGAAGCAUUCAUUCAGUAAAAUUAACUUUAAUGGAUGUAUUACGCCCAUAAAAAAACCACCAGCUAGUAAGACAUCGACUCCAAUAAGCAGCUAUAAGUUUCUUAAAAAUCAAAGUUCAUUCUCAUCGAAUAUUAAUGAUGACAGCAGAUCUUCAUUCUGUGGCGAUCAAAAUUCCUUCUUUCAAGCUGAUAAUGAUGAUGAUUUUAAAAAUCGUCGUAUGGAAAAGGCAUUAGCAACUAUUGAUGAUCACAUGAAGAAACGAGAUAUUGAUCCUUUCCAUUCUGAAUUGUGUCGUGCAUUCUUGGUCAAAUUAAACUUCCCAAAUCGUGAAAAUACAUCCGACUAUUUAGUUACAAGUUCAAACUUGCCAAAAAUAAUUAAAAAUCAAAUUGUACCGAUUAGCGAUGCUACUUAUCAGAUUGAAAAGGAAGUAGGAAGAGGAUCUUAUGGAGCUGUUUAUCGUGGAAUUAAUACAACUGACGGAACUGUUGUGGCUCUCAAAUAUCAAAGACCAUCAAAUAUGGCAACAUGGGAGCUUUAUAUUUGCACAGAAGUCAAAAAGCGAAUCAAAAGUGCUGAUAUCCUCCCUGGAUUCAUGACAAUUACUGCUGCUGUAAUAGCACCAAAUGCAAGCGUAUUAAUAUCAGAAUUCUCUCAAUAUGGAUCUCUGCUUGACAUAAACAAUCGCGUUCGUCAAGCCACGACAAAAGUCAUGCAUGAGAGUUUAGUGAUGCACUUUACGAGUCAAAUUUUUAAUAUUGUAGCUCAUUUGCACGACUGUAAGAUUAUCCAUGCUGAUAUUAAGCCUGACAACUUUUUACUUAUGACUUUACCAUCGAUGGAUACUCAUAUUCCGAGUCUUAGACUCAUUGAUUUCGGAUGUGCAAUUGACAUGACACUUUUUAAGGAAGGUCAAGAAUUUAGAAAGAUAAUUGAAACUGAUGGAUUUACGUGCGUUGAAAUGCGCGAAGCUAGAUUGUGGUCGUACCAAACAGAUUUGUUCUGCAUUGCAGGCACUAUUCAUGUUAUGCUGUUUGGAGAAUACAUGCAAGUAAACAAGAAAUUCGGUGUUUGGGAUAUAAAGCAGAAAUUCCCAAGAUAUCUCAAUAAAACUUUGUGGACUGACGUCUUCUCGAAACUAUUAAACAUUAAAGACAGCAAGAGUUUGCCAAGCUUGAAACAGCUAAAAGCGAACGUUGAUCGAGAAAUUAACGAGAAUGAACUGAGCAGGAAUAUUAGAACUGUUAGCAAUUUGAUAAGAAAACGUUAA
Molecule: messenger RNA, 3519 nt
Organism: Chironomus riparius
Lineage: Eukaryota; Metazoa; Arthropoda; Insecta; Diptera; Chironomidae
Source: the annotation of a GenBank genome assembly